Prorocentrum cordatum is the source of this 648-nucleotide messenger RNA. NCBI's taxonomy places the organism in Eukaryota, Dinophyceae, Prorocentrales, Prorocentraceae. The record is from the annotation of a GenBank genome assembly.
AUGGCAGGCUGCGGCUCGGACCGCGCGCAGGGCUUGCCCGCGGCGGCGGUCCAGGCGGCGGUGCGCGCGGGGGCCACGUCGGCCACGGCGGCUGCCGUUGCAGCGUCGGUUGCGGAGGCGGCGCUCCGCACCGACGCAGCACAGGCUGCGCUGCUCGGCGUGGCGUUCCGGAAGGGCAUCGACGCUGGGUGGAGCCGCGCACUGCUCGAGCAGUGGCAGGCGUUGCAGGCGGGCAGCGCGGCGGCGUGCAUGCCCGCACCAGGCAGGCGGCAGGACGACAGGCAGCAGGAGGACGGGGCCAACGAAGCCGGCGGCCUGGAUGAGAAUACCGAGGAGCAGUACGGCGCUGAGCACGAUGAGUGCGAAGGCUGGUGGGAAGUCAAGAGCAAUGGGACGCGUCGGACCCUGGCUGGGCGCUGGGAGCAGGCAGCAGCGGCCAGGCUGCAGCGAUGGUGGCGCGUGAAGCUGGCGAAGGACAAGGGUGUGGCACGCCCGUCGGGCAUGCAGGCCCUGGCCGUGGAGCCGGGCGCGGGCACCAGCGACGCCGAGGAGUCGGAUGCAGUCGUGAAGGCCGCCGACAGUGGGGACCAGGUCGGCAGUGUUGACGCAGCAGCAGGGCAAUCGGAAUGGCAAGGGCGACCAAAAUAA